AUGGACUUGUCGACUGAAGAAUCGGAGAAACCUGCCAUCGGUGAAGAACCAAUAGAUGCUGUAAGACCUCAAAAUGGGUUGUUGGAAGGCGCACCGCCUGGCGAUACUGCUUGUGAUGGCGAACAUGUUGAGAACACCAAUGGAGUCGAAAACGUGGAGCCAAAGGAGGUCGCCGUGGUCGAAAGUGGUCCACCUAUGAAACGACAGCGUUUGGAGAAUGUCAAUGGGAAUGGAGCAGAGGCGAAUGGAGUGAAGAACGCUGGAGAGCACAACGCGCUGGAGACUAUGGAAGAAAAUGGUGUAGAAAAUGGUGGACAUCCGGAGGCGGUGAUGAGCAAUGGAAUCGCUGUAAACGGUACGAGUGCAGAUAACGGUGCGAGUGCAGAGAACGGUGCGAGUGCAGAGAACGGCGAACCUGUUGUCAACGGAAUCGGAGCUCCAACUCUUGACAAAGUCGUUCCAGUUCUCGAGACUCCGACAAAAGUAAUCGAGGAUCAAGAAGAACGGAAGGUGAAUAGGAAGAUUCCAGCUGCGAAACGUGAGAAACUCACCCAAAUGGCUCCUAAUACUUCACAGGCACCAGAGGAGGAGGAGGAAAUUGAACCACCACAUAGAGCACAAAUGGACGCUGACUUUCGCUUGGCAACGCGUUUACAAGAGGAGGAUGACAAAGUCGCCAGGGAAGAGGCCAAAAAACGUUAUGAGCAACAGGCAUUGGCAAUUCUUAAGCGACGUAACGCUAUUCAUCCAUUAUUAGAAAAAGGUGCGUCUCCCAACUUGUUAGUUCCCCAAUCAACGUUUCUGACACUUCCAGAAGUUCCAACUGCCUGCGAAAUCGACAAAGCUGAUAAGUUGUUCAGUCGGUGUAUCACCGAGCGUCAGAGUGUGUACGUUCCUGCGCCAAUGGGCUUGAUUGGAUACAACAUAAACUAUUAUAUUGAUGGUUAUAUGGAAGUGCUCAAUGGAAAUCAAUUUCCACUCGACCCCGUCAUAAAUGAACCAAUCCGAAAUACGACCCAUACGCCGGGAUAUGACGAUGUUGUUGACACUCCUGUAAAAGAUUCAUCUGACAAUCUCCAUGAAGGCCAAAACAUUGAAGUAGGAGAAUAUGUAACAGUGUCUGCCGAAUCAAGUGACCAGCAAGGUGGUAACCAGCCAGGACCAUCUAAUCGUCCGGUUAAUCUUCCACGCUUCGCACGCACAUUCAAAGAAGAGCAAGAGGAAAUAAGAAGGGCCAUCCGGCUUUCUAUGCAAGAAUAUUGUAAGGGAAAUAGCUCGAGUAUGAACGAUGAAUACGACCCAGAGGAAAAUCUUUGGCCUGGCUCACCACAACGCAACUCAUCGCCAAACGAUGCGUACUUCCCUGAUCCGAAUGUGCCAUCAACAUCAGCUGCAUGGGACGCGCAGCCUAGUUCUUCCUCAAAAUCGUCCAGCAGAGAUUGUGAGCCAUCUACCUCGUCAGCCUGGUACAAAAAUCAGCCUUCUACAUCCGGACCACCUGUAUAUCGUCCCGCCCGUCUGAGAAGCUCGGAAAUGGACGAUGAAGUCUUUGAAGAGACCGUGUACGAGAUUGAUGAAGCUGACAUUUCUUCUACAAUCACCACUGACGCGGAUAGAGUCGAGCCAAAAGCGAUGUGGAAAGACCCAGAGCAUAUGCCAGAGAUCAAGCUCAUUGAGAGAGAGGAGCUCAAAAAGAUGCCUGAAGACUACAUUAGUGAAAUCCGAAAGGAGCACACUGAGGGCAACAACACAUUCCAACCAUAUCCAACCGAAAUGGAAACGGAGUACAUGCAAUUGAUUCGUUCUUACUUCACAUGUCCAUGUGUUGUUCCCAAGAAUGUUGUUGGGUCUCGUUUCGAAGUAUACAUUCGAUUCCCAUUCCUCCAACGUCCACUCUACGUGCAGAAUGUUAUUGCCGCACUUCGUGCCCCGGAUAAUAAUGGAGACAUUCUUCCUCAAAUGCCAGAAUUCAUUCGAGAGAUGAGUGUCCCACAGUUCUUCAAAUAUGCUGCUAUCAUCUAUAUGGGUCUCAACUUCACGAACUGCCCGACGACAUCUGUCAUUUCGGCAGAACAAACGCGUAGAGCCAGAAGUGCGUGUGCAAACUCAAUACAGGUGAUCAUUGAUCGUCGAUAUCUAAAUGGUUAUCAUGACGUGGUUUCUGCCUUGGAAGCUCUCGAUAUCACGGAAGUGGAUAUGAUCAUAAUGAAAAUGGUGCGAGAUCAGCGCGUUGAAGAGAACACCGCCGCCAUUCUCCGGAAAAUGCUGCAACCACGAGUCACAAGAGUCAUCCAUUCGUAUUCGGAGACUGAUGCCAAGGCAGUUCAACAUCACGAGAAACAGGACGAUGCGCACACGCCCCAACUUCCAGAAUUUGGAAUUUGGGGACCAGAUCCUGAUCCACCUCAAGAAGAAGCUGAGCAAGCUGACAACAAGGAGGAGCCAAUAAUGGCUAACAUCAAUUUCCCAGCUAGAGCAGUAGAUAAUUCGCUGACUGAUGUAGAGUUUUCACCUGCUAAAAACCCAACGACACCCAUUAAGAAUGGUAAUUCUGGUCAUCAAACUGCCACGUCCGCCGAGAAGGUUCUCGUUGAAGAGAAAGCUGCUGAUGAAGCAACAACUUCAGCUCCUGCUGAUUCUGGAGAAAUCAAUCAUGAUCCAAAAGUUGAGAAUCCGGCAACUAUUCAGGAUACUUUAAUUCAGCCACAAGAAGAGUCAUCGGAGGUUGAGGAGAACCAACAAUAA
Molecule: messenger RNA, 2745 nt
Organism: Caenorhabditis briggsae
Lineage: Eukaryota; Metazoa; Nematoda; Chromadorea; Rhabditida; Rhabditidae
Exons: 5
Coding region: 1-2745 (914 amino acids)
Source: RefSeq, a predicted model, not a curated record